GGGGGGGGAGAGGCAAGCGAGUGGACGAGUUCAUUCUUAGAUCCCUUGAGGGGGCGGCUCCUACGCACCUGGCAAGAGGGGACGCUCCUAUUUUCUACUGUUGUAGGGGACAGAAAAGAUGGCAAAACGUGAAAAUUAGAGGAACAGUUCUUUGGAGACACUCUAAGGCGGAACCAGAGCCUUAGGGAAUCUCUCUGUUCGUGGGUUUCACUCAAAACACCAGGGUGUUUGUUUUUGUUUUAUGCCAUAAAAUCUAACCUACAUAUCUGUAAGUUUAAAACACCAGAAUACCUACAAGGUGCAGAAAAAGAAAGGAAAUUGGAGAUGUCUGCAGGACUCAGGUCCAUCUUGGCACUUCUUCUGCAGAUCAACUUGCAGAUCUGUCGCCUCUGCUGCUUUUGUAAACAUAGAGGCCGACCUACACCUUCAAUUGGGUGUGUCUGGCCUCUGAAACAGAUCCACAGCCAAGGCCACCUAGGGUUGCGCCCCUACACAUCCCUGCUCUAAAUUAAUCUCAAAUUUUAAUGUCUUCUCACAUCUCCCUGUUCUCAGGGACCUGGUGGAGGUCUCACUCUCUCCUACACAUUUUGAUCAUUUUCUUGUAGCCCACCUCCAAGUUGGACCUUCCCUACUAUUCAUUGCUUCUGGAUAGAUUAAUAAUGGAGUCAGAGAUGAGUGUUAUUUAUUGUGUUUAUGUUCUGCUGAAUCUACUUUCCUGGAACCAAGCCUGGCAUAGUGGCUGCUCAACAAAUACAAUACUUGCUGAAUGAAUUUUGCAUGAAUGUGUCGGAUCCUCGCCUUAUCCUUGUUUUGGGGAGACAGAUAACAAACAUGGAGCUAUGAGAAGUCAAAGUUGAGACUGAGGGAAGUACAAGGGACUUCUGGAGGAGGAAGAGAAGCAUUCUGAGUGCCAGGUUUUUUUUUUUGUUUGUUUGUUUUUGUUUGUUUUUUUAAAGAAGCAGUAUCUGAGCAGAAUUUGAGAUAUAAUGAAGACUGGGCAAACGGAAAGAAAAGAAAUUUGGUUAUACUAUUACUUAUGCAUGGGAAAUAUCUUGGCAUUGUUUGAUUUUAAAGUCUGAGGAAACAAGUAUAGACAGAUAACCUGGAAAGGUGGGGGACGGGGUAGUUCCUGAAGCAAAGCUGAGUGAGAAACAAAGCUUCCAAGCAUUCAUUCAUUUAUUCAGUAGGCACUGUUUCAAGUUUGAUGUAUUGGUUCUUUCCAACCUUCUAGCAACCAUUUGAGGGAGGCUCUGAGCAAUUUCAAAAAUUUCCAAGGUCAAAUAUACUUGUUUGGGUGUUUGACCUAGAUAAUUAAGCUUCAGAGACUGUGAAUGACAACACCACAGUAAGAUUCUCCAAGGAUCAGGUCUGUGUCAGGAAACUGGGAAGACAAAGCUCUUCUCCUCGCCCGCUCAUCUUGACUUCUAGACAGCCCGCCAAUAGCUGUCUAGACCAAUCAGCAGUCAGGAAUGGGGCGGGCCUAGGAUAAUCUCACAGCUAAUUGGUGGGCAGGAGAUGUCGAGGCCAAGUAAGGCUGGAAGGGCGGGGCUAUAACUGGCACUUUGGGAGCCUCGUGCCUCUAUAGGGCGCCUGAAAGUCAAAGGGCGUGGCAGGGACACACGCAUGCGUGUAGUGUGCCUGAGGCCCGAAGAGCGCGGGGCGGCUUCGAGGCUCGGGUAUGAAAGAAGCCAUUGCUCUCCACAGCCACGUGGAGUGAGUUGGGGGCAGGUUCGUUGGUACAGAAGAGGGACAUUAUGGACUCCCGGCGGCCAGCACCUCAGCCUUUCCAGCAACCUGAGAAACCUGGCCGUGUCCGCCGACGGAAGACCAGGAGGGAGAGAAAUGCCCUUGUGGGCAGCCGCCGGGGGAGCCGUCAGGAUCUUAUGGCUCCCUGGAAUCCCGUGGCCCCCCGGGAUCCUGUGGCCCCUUCUGCCUCCAAGCUUGUGGUCAUAACUCAGGGCCGGCUGAGCCGGGAGCACCGGGGUCUCUUCAACCAUGAGGUGAAAUCUCUGGAUGUGGCCCGAUUGCUUAGCAGUGGGUCCCUGGAAUCAGGAACUCUCUUUCUCCAAACCAAACCCUCCCCAAACCCAGGCAGAGUCCAAGAACCAGAACAGUCAAAGGGCAAGGAGAAUCAGGUGCCUGGAGACUUGGGUCCAGGCCCCCCACAUUCCCCAGAGCUCCCUUGCUUGGGGAAACUGCUGGGUGAGCUGCAGUGCCAGCUGAUUCUGCCACAGGCCUUCCCCAGGAGGAACCUGGUACAGGAGGCCAGGGAUAUCAUCGUGGGAAACUUACAGGCCUGCCAUGGCUGUGUACCUGACCUUUCCCUGGUGCUCCGAGGCUGCCACCCACCCUUGCCAGGGACCAAGCCUGGAAUCUCUGAGAAACAAAGGAUGACACCCUCCUGGAUCAACAGCCCUGAGCAAGCCCCAAGGGAAGAGAGGCAAAGGAGACUUCGGGGAACAAAGGAGCUCACCUUUUCCAUGCCUCAUACCUCCAGCCCUCCCGUUACACACAGGGUGAGCCUGGUGCCACCAGGAGGUCCCUGGCCACCCACUUUGCCCUCCUUGCCUUCACCAUCUGGGGCAGCCUGGGGCCCUCCAACAGCUUUUGACCUACUGAAAAGCAUCUGGCUAGUAGCCACACCACCCCUUCCCAGACCCUGGGCUGUCGGCCCACCUCAGCCUCUGCCUCAGCCACUAUCACCCUUGUUGCCCAGAACCUCUGCUCUGGACUGGAGCCCCAGCCCCCUUGCCCCACUGCCCAGCCUCUCCUGGGUGGUAGCUCAGAGCAGUCCGGAAGCCUGGUCCUUUCCACCCAUGAGACUGUACUGAGAGUGCUGAGGCCAGGAUUGGGGCAGUUACCUGCACUCAUUCACCUCAAUAAAGUAACUUCUUCAUGGUC
Messenger RNA from Ictidomys tridecemlineatus (thirteen-lined ground squirrel), 2901 nucleotides. It is a transcript of the gene Prr19, whose product is annotated as proline rich 19. The record is from RefSeq and is a predicted model, not a curated record. NCBI's taxonomy places the organism in Eukaryota, Metazoa, Chordata, Mammalia, Rodentia, Sciuridae.